AUGCCUAAACGUAGCAACGAGAAGCGCUUCAAACUGAAUCAACAAUGCCGAGAAGCCCUAGCGGCCAAUAUAUGUAUUUGUGGCCCUCUACUGACAAUAACUCAGCUAAUACGCCUAGAUGACCGACUUGGCAUCGUAGUCGCUCCUGAAAAAGUCCGUCUCCAACCGCGACCUGAAGAUGGAUACGCUUGGUCCGUCACGAGCGCAAAUGCUAGUGUGCUCAAAUCUAGCUUGAGUAGCGGUAAGAUUCAUCUUUACCGGAAAAUUUGCAAUGAGAUCGGCCAUUCAAUCGAGGCUGUUUCCCCGCACGCGUUGGGACACUCACAGUCAAAUACGAGCUGUAUUCCAAGGGAGGCGGAGAGUUUUGGUGACGGAAUGGAUGGUUCUUUCACAGCAGAGAUUUCCAAGCUUAAGGCUGCUAAUAGCAGCAUAGAAAUCGAGUUGGAACGCACUCGUGCCCGACUGAAUGACUGUCUUGACCAAAGUCACACGGUCCGGGCUGAGGCCAAUGAACUCCGCCACGAUAUGCAAAUUCUUCGGUCGCACAAUAAGAAACUGCAUGAUGAGUUAACAGAGGCGAAGGCGGGAAUUGCUGGAACAAGGCGGAUAUUAAACUCAUUGCAAACGGAGGGAAUUGGGAUCGAACUUGGCACCCGCGAUAUCCAAUCGUCAGCCAAUGGCAUCCAUGAGGUAGCGAGCGAGGUCUUGGAUUGA
This is a messenger RNA of Penicillium salamii, 714 nucleotides long. NCBI's taxonomy places the organism in Eukaryota, Fungi, Ascomycota, Eurotiomycetes, Eurotiales, Aspergillaceae. The record is from the annotation of a GenBank genome assembly.